UAUAUUAACGAAUAUUUUUUUAUUUAACUUCAUCGUACAACAAAUUGUAAACAUGUCGACAUUGUUUUCAAUGUAUUGUUUAAAAUUAACCAAUUACAAGUCUCGACAUAAACAAUUGACAACAAUUUUGAAAUGUUGGGCAUCAUCAUCCACUUCGGAAAAUGAAUUGAAUGAACAAAAAAGACGUCAACAAAUAUUGAGUAAAGGUCUUCCAGAAAAAAAGCCCAUAAAAGGAGUAAAACAAAUUGUACUAGUUGCUUCAGGAAAAGGUGGAGUAGGAAAAUCUACGACUAGUGUUAAUUUAGCCACUGCACUUAAAAUUAUCGAACCAGAGAAAAAAAUAGGGCUACUAGAUGCUGAUAUAUUUGGCCCUACGAUACCUCUUAUGAUGAAUCUUAAUGAAGCACCGCUUACUAAUGAUGAGAAGUUCAUCGAACCUCUUGUAAAUUAUGGCAUUAAAUGUAUGUCGAUGGGAUUUUUAGUCGAUAAAAAAAGUCCAGUAAUAUGGAGAGGAUUAAUGGUGAUGGGUGCAUUAGAUACUUUGUUACGUAAAGUAGCUUGGGGUCCUCUUGAUUAUCUUAUAAUUGAUACUCCACCUGGAACUGGUGAUACUCUUUUGUCAUUAACUCAAAAUAUUCCUCUCAGUGGUGUUCUAAUUGUCACAACACCUCAAAAGGCAGCUUUAGAUGUAGCUCGACGAGGAGCUAAGAUGUUUCAAAAAUUAUCAAUCCCCAUUGCUGGUAUCGUUGAAAAUAUGUCAAGCAUCAUUUGUCCAAAGUGUGCUAGUGAAGUUCCACUGUUUGGAGAUGGUAGCAUGAAUUUAUCACAAGAACUUGAAGUUCCAAUUUUAGCUAAGUUUUCGUUAAACGAAAAAAUAUCAGAGUGUGGUGAUUCAGGAAAACCAAUCAUUUUUGCUGAACCUAAUUCUGAACAUGCAAAUUUAUAUAGAGAUUUAGCAAAGAAAAUGGUAGUUUUUUUGCAAAAACAAUCAAUUAAUAAUUUGUAA
This is a messenger RNA of Chelonus insularis, 1006 nucleotides long. RefSeq names its product NUBP iron-sulfur cluster assembly factor, mitochondrial (gene Nubpl). The record is from RefSeq and is a predicted model, not a curated record. Gene Ontology annotation, cellular component: mitochondrion. The coding region runs from base 53 to 1006 and encodes 317 amino acids. Gene Ontology annotation, biological process: iron-sulfur cluster assembly; mitochondrial respiratory chain complex I assembly. The transcript is spliced from 4 exons. Gene Ontology annotation, molecular function: 4 iron, 4 sulfur cluster binding; ATP binding; ATP-dependent FeS chaperone activity. Lineage: Eukaryota; Metazoa; Arthropoda; Insecta; Hymenoptera; Braconidae.